Molecule: messenger RNA, 2663 nt
Organism: Sesamum indicum (sesame)
Lineage: Eukaryota; Viridiplantae; Streptophyta; Magnoliopsida; Lamiales; Pedaliaceae
Product: RING/U-box superfamily protein
Molecular function (GO): ubiquitin protein ligase activity
Source: RefSeq, a predicted model, not a curated record
ACUCCACUUCUUGUUGCUUUCUUUCUUUUUCCCCUUCAAAAAUAAAAUAAUAAUAAUGAUUUAAUUUACUAAGUUGCUUUUAUACCUAUCCCUCUUUCACAAUUUUUGUUUAUUUAACAGAUGUUGAGGAGGAAUACGCAACCCAUUCAUGAAUCAACCGCUUUAAUAUAUUUCACCACCGCUUUCUCUCAUAAUUUACUAUCUCCUUUUUCUCUCUCUAUAUUUUUUGUUUCUAUUCUCUGUGGGUCUAUACACACAAACCAGUCGGCGUUGAUCAUUCGGCUGGCUUAUCCGAUCACCGAUUAUCAGAGGUUUAGAGAAAGGGUGGUCUUCAAGAGCGGCAGUGGCACUUCUACUGUGACAAUUUGUUGCAGAAACGGCUUGUGCGAACUUGAAAUAUCGAAUCUGUAUAUCAAGCCUAUAGUUCAAACUUAGGGCUUUUCCCAGUUACUUGAGCUAGCAUUUGGAGACAAUGACACUAUAAUCACAACAAUGAACAUGACUUAGCAAAGCACAUGGACUGAGAGUAAUUCACAGGCACUAUUUUGCUCUAUCUGCAUCAUUGACGAACAGGUUUGGUUUUGGUUUCUGGUGUUCCCUCAAGAAUUAUUAGAUUGACCUGCUGCAGUUGCAGUAUGUUAUGCUCAGCCUUUGGGUUGGACAAGAAACAAGCACUAUAGGGAAAAGUAUUGCAGCCAACUUAAUUCUUUGCCUUGUGGAAAUUACAUGUAACAAUCCAUCAUUCGUCUCCAACAAAGUGACGGUUCAUUGCACAUCACUCUGAAUUAAAUCUAAGAUUGACAAUAGUCCUUGAUGAAUGGAACCAGCCAUAGUUUGGUCCCGGUCUGCUGGAGAAUUAGUUUCUGAUAUCGUCAGGCAACUAUGGGGCACAGACAUAUGUUUAAUGCACCUCAGGUUUUUGAGACUGACAGUGACCAGGGAUGGAAUCAUGCAGAGCAACCUUACAUGCCCAUUGCAAGGGGUGCUUCUGAAAGCAGUUCGAUUAUUCAUCCUGUGGAUAACAUUACUAGCCAAGGUGGACACUUUCCUACUCAGUGGACCCCUGCUCCUAGGUUAAGUGGACACUCUCCUUCCAUUCUUAAUGGUGAAUUGUCACAUUAUCAACCAAUGCCUCCCGGUCCAUCUCAUGAUCCAUUUCUGCAUCAAUCUGCUGCUGGAAAUCUACAUAUGCUUCAAAACAAUUAUAUGCAUCAUCCAUCUUCAUCCAAUAUUGCUGGGCAGAUGAUCCCAGGGGUAGAUGGUGGUUUCUAUGAUCAGGCAAUAGGUAGUGGCAGAGGGCCGUACAAACGGAAAAGCCCUGGUAUCCCUCCAAUAUGUGACAGGGGGUCUACAAGCAGAUAUUAUGAUGUUGGAAGUUCAUCUGAUAUUCAUUUGCCUGCAGACCCGUGGCAGGAGAAGCAGAAUACUGAAUCUUAUCAUAUGCACUGGGAGCAUCCUCCAAAUUAUGGAGUUAAUAGCCUCUCUAUAGGUGGUGAAGUUACAAUGAGAAAUGUUAGAAGUAGAGCUGCAGUUGAUCUGGAAAACAAUCUGCCAAGGAAUCAUUUGUCAAGCAAUUCUGUGCAUCAUUCAUUCUCUAGUCGACCCUUUGAUCAACCUAAUUCAGUGGAUUUCUGGGGUCAGUGUUCAAAUGCACCAACAAGGGAAUGGAACCGUAAUCUUACGCCACCAGCACCACCUGGGGUGACUUUUGGCUCGGAUUCCAGUUUCUUUGGUCACGACCAAAAUUCGCUGAAUACGCUAAACAGCCAUCCAAAUAGUUCUCUGGAGAAUGGGGGUUACAACAAUGAUGUUACCUCUAGGAAUCAUGUUCCUCCAAAUGCUAACAAUCACUUGAACCAGCCUAUCAGAGGAGUCCGAAGUGGAUAUAGUCAAAGAUCUGCCCCUACUUUCAGGGCUUCUUCGAGCAACUUUCGCCCUGGACAUAUAGCUGCCUCAGAUGGUGGGCAGCAAAUGGUUGCAGAAAGUUAUCCCUCAAGGCAUCCACGGGCUGCCUCCAACUUAAGGUUGCGCCAUGUUGACAGGCAUGGGAGAACUUUUGUGUCUACUGAAAGACAUAGAUCAUUUGCUGAGGAUGCAAGUUUCCGUGAUCGAUUGACACCAGAGGGACUCAUGGUUGUGGAACACUCUGCAUUUUAUGGAUCCCGGGCUCUGUUUGAUCAGCAUAGGGACAUGAGACUCGACAUAGACAAUAUGAGCUAUGAGGAGCUACUUGCAUUGGGCGAGAGGAUUGGAAGUGUCAGCACCGGCUUAUCUGAUGGUUUAAUUUCGAAAUGCCUGACUGAGUCAAUAUAUUGUUCAUCGGACCUGUCUCAAGAUGAAGGAACUUGUGUUAUUUGUUUGGAGGAAUACAAAAACAUGGAUGAUGUUGGGACAUUGAAAGUCUGUGGGCAUGAUUUUCACGUGGGCUGCAUUCGGAAAUGGUUGUCGAUGAAGAAUUUAUGUCCGAUCUGCAAGGCAUCCGCGGUGGAUGAUAAUAUGAAGGAAAAAUGACUUGUUUAUGUUGCUCUAUAAUUUAUCUCAACCUUCUGUACAUAUGUAUGUCAAGAAAUUCCUCAAAAUGGAGGAAGAGUGGAUAUUGUUGGAGAGACUUUUGAAAGCAAAAAUGCUACGCUACUUGUAUUCUAUUUGCUGCUUUCAGUCCA